AUGGCUCGAUUGAUUCGAAGCGAUAUUAGACACAUAUCUGAUGCGGCUAAUAAUGCGGACUCGUUUCGAGUAUUAAGGGGCCGUGUGAGUGUUUUAAAGAUAGCUCCGGAUGCACGAUUGAUGCCAUACCUGGAGCUAGCCGGAUUUGGGUCAGUAGCAUUGAUCCGGUCCUCCGACUUGCGCUUUGAUUUAUUAUCUGCAUUAGUGGAGCGGUGGCAUCCGGAGACCCAUACUUUCCAUUUUCCGUGCGGGGAGUGCACGGUGACCUUGGAGGAUGUUGCAGUGCAGCUUGGGCUCCCAAUUGACGGGAGUCCCGUAACGGGAGUAUCUUCAUUCACUGAUCCGGCUACAGUUUGCUAUCAACUCCUGGGAGAGUCGCCAGAGGACGGGGCAGUACUCAUGCCUGAUGCAAACGGCGACAGUGUGCAUUUGUCGUACUUGCCCCUGCUAGCUGAUUUGUCCACUGCUAGGUCGUAUAGUUGGGGUUCCGCCGUUCUAGCAACGCUGUGGACGACCCGUCUAGGCAUCGGGAAGUCGUGUGAUGUCCCGAUAUACCGACUGAGGAUUGAACAGCAUGCCCGAGAAGGGUUUAUAUGGAUGCCAUACCGGAGGCAUGGAAUUACAAAUGUUGUACCCUCGUCCGCACUCGUUGAUUCCCACAUAUGGUGUACUAACACACCAAUUAUAAAUUUCAACGUCGUCGAGUGGUAUCACGGCGAUCGGGUGCUUCGGCAGUUUGGCUGCAUCCAACCUAUCCCGGAUCCGCUGUGCCAGUUGGGGGAUGAUCACGGCUUGACAAAGAGAGGAAGAGUUCAAUUGGACUGGGGAAUUAAGCACCGCAAAUUUGUCGCACUGUGGAACGAUCGAUUAUGUCGAAUUCCUCAAAUGGUUAUGGCUACCGACCUACAACCAUCAUUGGAGUAUACACAAUGGUACCAUAGUUGCGGGAAGCCGCAUUUACUUGGAGCGCAAUCGACUGUAAUCCCCUCGUACGUUUAG
Messenger RNA from Gossypium raimondii (Peruvian cotton), 999 nucleotides. Its product is annotated as serine/threonine-protein phosphatase 7 long form homolog. The record is from RefSeq and is a predicted model, not a curated record. Bases 1 to 999 code for a protein of 332 amino acids. Gene Ontology annotation, biological process: meristem maintenance; meristem development. NCBI's taxonomy places the organism in Eukaryota, Viridiplantae, Streptophyta, Magnoliopsida, Malvales, Malvaceae. The transcript is spliced from 5 exons.